Saprolegnia parasitica CBS 223.65 is the source of this 960-nucleotide messenger RNA. RefSeq lists its product as hypothetical. The record is from RefSeq and is a predicted model, not a curated record. NCBI's taxonomy places the organism in Eukaryota, Oomycota, Saprolegniomycetes, Saprolegniales, Saprolegniaceae. Gene Ontology annotation, molecular function: protein binding. Bases 25 to 960 code for a protein of 311 amino acids. The transcript has a single exon.
GUCGCCUGCAAUUCUUUCACCGCGAUGGCAGCAGGCGCCGUGCUCCGCAACGCAGAGCUCGUCCGCUUCAUCGCCAGCUACGAGACUGGCGUCUACGCCGACGUCCGCGCCUGCUUGCGCUGCGUGCAUGAGGCCAGCUGCAGCCUGCUACGCCCUUCGGCCUUUCGCCACCCGUGGCUGCUGCGUCUCGUGCCCUUUUACGACGCGCUUGACCAGCAACUGACCGCAUUCGCUGCCGCCUUUGCGCCAUGGCUCGCACAGUGGAGUAGCAACUGCCUACAUCGCCUCGUAGCAUGCGACGACAUUAUGCGCUUCGUCCUUCUGACGCAUGCCGUGGCCGCGAACGACGAGCAGCUCUUGGAGCUCAUCCUGGCGUCGCCGGCGCUGUGCCCGACCGACCUACUGCCAUUCACGCACGCGAUCGAAAUCGGUGCUUGGAAGGGCCAUGUCAAGGUGGUGCAGAUGCUCUUGUUGCGCGAGGACCACCGUUGUACGGCCAAUGCGCUCGACUUGGCGGCGCGGGCCGGUCACUUGCCGAUGGUCCAGAGCCUCCACACGCGCGGGUACGAGGCCACAUGGCGCGCCAUGGACGAAGCAGCGACCCGCGGCCACAUCAAGGUCGUACGCUUCCUCCACGAUGUGCGCCGCGAGGGCUGCUCGACGGAUGCCAUGGACGGCGCGGCCGCAAACGGUCACUUGAAUGUCGUCGCCCUUCUGCACGACCACCGCCGCGAGGGCUGCACGACGCGCGCGAUGGACGAGGCGGCCGCCAACGGUCACUUGAACGUCGUCGACUUCUUACACCGCAAUCGUCACGAGGGCUGCUCGACGCGCGCGAUUGAUAGAGCGAGCCUGCACGGACACGUCGACGUCGUCCGGUACCUCGUGACGCACCGGCGCGAAGGCGGCUCGAGCGAUGCGAUCGUCGGUUCGCUCCUUGACGCAGCUACGUUGACGUAG